Messenger RNA from Pocillopora meandrina, 18690 nucleotides. Lineage: Eukaryota; Metazoa; Cnidaria; Anthozoa; Scleractinia; Pocilloporidae. The record is from the annotation of a GenBank genome assembly.
AUGACUUCUCUCAAGAACUGUGACCCGCAGUUAAGACGAUAUUUGCUUGUGCAUCGGCUUCCUGAUAUAUUUGAGGUAAGAAUUCACUCUAACAGGCAAACUGCAACCUUGAUUCCUGAAUCAAAGUAUUUUAUCCAGCGAUUUUCUCAGUUUGUGGGAGGAAUCCUGCUCAGUGAUUUUCCCCCCGACAGAAAGUGAUAGUGUUUGAAGUUGGAAUUUAUAUAAGCUCUGUUUGCGUUCGAGAUCCAUACUUUAUCUGAAAGAUUUGUUUCCGUAACCUAAUGCGUCGUUGCCCAAGGCUAUGGCCAGCUGUCUUUUUCUUGUUGUUAACUAUUGCCGAUAAGAAGUGGUAUAGGAUUGAUAUAAGUACAUUUCGUGUAGGUGAACGCUUGGGGCUGAGUUUAAUUAACAAUGGUUUAUGAACUGAGCGGAGUGCAAUUUGUAUAGGUAAUCGCAUGAUUGCAAGUGAUAAAUCAGCACAAAUAUUGCUCGUGCUGAUUUAUCCCAAAAUAAGACAAUUUUUUAAAGGCUAACCAAAUUGUAGUCUUUUAAAAAUUUACGUGUGCUGAUUCAUCCCCAAGUCUGGUGGCUUGCCUUUGCCUUGUUGUUGAAGUAGUCAGGCUUUUUCCUCAAGAAUUUGUUUCAAACUUUUAAAGCCUCUCUCAAGAUUAAUUGAGAGUUUGUACUCUUUCUCAGUUAGGUAUCACGCCAAGAAUCGUGCCUGUCUUUCAUACAAACAGUUGCGUAAAACUCCUUGAGAAUUUUAUUCAGGGCCUCCGGCUCACACUUUCAUAUCUGUUUUUUGAGGCCAGACUUUAGGCCAGCUUAUCCUUUGCUGAAUGUUUUUGCUUUUAGCAUACUACCUCAAACUCUGAAUUAAAAAAAUUGUUACUUUCUCCACACCUGUCCACUAUUUUGUUUUGUUGUGCUUAAUAGAAACUUACCUGUCAAUCAAUGUACUUUCAACUUUCUGCACAAAAUUUCAACCCUCUGCACUGUUUGGGAUCACAAAAUUCAGUCACUAAUUACAAGUUUUGUGGGAAGCCAUAUCAGUGUUCAAUAAUCAUCAACGAAUCAUAAAAAGCAAUAAUUAGCCGAGUGAAAAUUUGUUUUUGUGCUAUAAUGCCAAGGCAAUGAAACCAGCCAUACUAAAAACCAUUACCACAAUUUGUUAAUGAAAUAAUAAUACUUUAAGUGUAAGUGAAGCCUUUUUUUUGUUUUUAAUUUCAAGUAACUUUGCUUAAGGAAAUAACCAAAAUUAAAGAAAAUGCGCUCCUCAGCCUAUCAGAAUUUAGUAAUUUUGCCCUUUAUGUUAUAAAAGUGUUAUCAUGCAAGUGGUUAACAAAAUUGGAAGACUAUGAAGUGGGAGACUGUGUUGUUAAUUACAAAUAUGAUAACAGACAGAAUUGAAUAACAUGAAGUCUUGUCACCAAUCAGUCAAAACUAUGACAAAAUUUUAGAUACAAACUAGUGAUUCAUCAUAGGUUUUCAUAAAAAAAGAUUUCAGUCACCUUGGCAAAAUAGGUGACAACAGUGACUGCACAUGAUGCAUACUGUCCAAUUACACAGGACUGGUACGUUAUGCUUAUAUUGUCCAAUAACAUUGUCCAAUUGGUGUUGGUUGGAACCAAUCAUGUUUGAAAAUAUUGAUAAAGUAUUGACUACAGUAUGGAAUUUUAUGGAUUUCAAGUUCGCCCCUGUAUGUGUGGUUAAUAAGGUUGAUUCCUGACUUAUAAUUUGACUUUCAUCUUUUGUCAUACUUGGAAGUGCACAAACCAUAUAAUCUUUAUGUAAGCUUUAAGAUUGUAAGUAAAAAAAUACUUUUGACUUGCAGGCUAUUGUCAGUGCUUUAGCUGUCAACUGCCCAAGGGAUCCACAAGCAUUUAUUCUUGAGAAAUUAAAACUCAUCAUAAAUUAUGAAGAGGUCCUGGAUGAUUUGCGAUGGUAUGUAUUUUAUUGCAUUUUUGGAUACAGAGUUCUAUCUGAUUAAUGCUUAAGUAACUGAGAAAAGUGCAAGUUGUUCUGAAAUCAUACAUCAUUGUGUUAUUUCAGAAUUGAAUGAGUGUCUCUAUAGGGCAGAUACAAUUGUGGAAAACAAAUAUAAAUUCCUUACCAACAUUUGCACAGCAUGAGGUUUACUUGUCACUUAUUUAGAUCAGUUUUAACCCUUUAACUCCCAAGAUCUGACAGUUAAUUCUUCCCUCACCCUGUUACACAUUUCCUUUUACAUUGGUUACAAGAAUUUGGUGUUAGAUCUAAAUAAAAACUUCUACCUGAUAAGUUUAAGUAUUCUCUUUACCAUUUUGCAGGAUAAUGUAGGGAUAUAAUAAGGAGAAGUUACAUAUUAAUCACUUCUGGGAGUCAAAGGGUUGAUAGAGCAAAAUUUAGUUGCCCACAUACAGACUUUUGGUCAAUGAAAAAUAUUCCAAUUGACCCAGUGGCUAUUUGAAAAAGAACAAAAGAGAGAGACACCAAGAGAGGAAAAUGACUUUUAAUUUGGUUAUUUUGAUUUUAUUGAUUUGGGAUUUUAACUGGCUGCAAUCAAAUUGUGAUUUAGAGACUGAAAAAGGAGGUACCAUGCAUAAACAAAUCGCACUGCUUAGAGCCAACCAGAUCGCCAGGAUCACUAGUGAUUUUAAAAUAGUAUAUUUACUGAUAUUACUUUAGGCUUCCUUUAAAAUUGAUUGAUUAAAUUUCUUUUUCGUUCCAGGGAUUCUUUUAUUGAUCAGAAAAAUCGUCCCAAGAAUAGAGUAGUGAAGGCCACAGUUUUGGAUUUCCUUUGGUCAUAUGAAGAUGAAAAUUCACAGGUAAAGAAGAGUUAUUGCAUUUUAAUUGAUAUUUGAUAGAACAAAAAUAAAAUAAUCACUUCAAAUGGCCCAUCAGAACUGAGAGAAUAUUACAAGAAGCCACUGAGGACUUUAAAUCCUUUUAAACUGCUUCUAGUUUUAGGCUCAAGGGGAGAUGUUAUGGAGAGAUGUGCCAUGGGUUGGCUUCAAGGUCAAGAGGUUGGCUUUGAGAUGUGGCUGGGUUAUUGUAGUGUUCUCAAGCAAGAUACUCAACUUUCCUAGUACCUCAGUCCCUGCUCAGAAUUUUUGACCCCUUAACUCUCAUGAGUGACUAAGACAGAAUUUCUUGUUACAAUACCAAUACAAUAUCAACCAGAUAAGUGAUGAGAAUAAAGAAAAAUAUUAAUUUUGGGAUCAUAAUCAGUUAAUCCAAUACUAAAUUCUCUGAACUAACUGAACUUAUUACUGGUAAUAAUUGUAUGGUUGAUAGUAAGGAGAAUUAAAAAUUGGAUCUGGGGGUCAAAAGGUUAACUCUCUUUGUAUCUCUUCCUGCUCAGGAGUUUUAAAUGAGUACAGGCUCUAAUGAUUUAAAGACAGUCUAAAUUAAUUCAAGGUAUUUUAACCCUUUCCCUCAGCCAACUCCUGAAAUGUACCAAAAAGCCUACAACUUGUACAAUGGUAAACUGAAGAAAUCAUGUUUCAGGUAAGGAAUGAGCUGUAAAUUGUUAGACUAAAGUUUGUUCCUCUAUUUAGGUCUGUUGUUGGUAGAAGUCAGUGUUGUACAGUUAAGAUCUAAGAUCUUAACUGUACAACUAUUUUGUUUUCAUUUAUUUUCAUAAAGGAAGCUUUCAUGAAAUCCCAAAUACUUUUUAUCGUUUCCUUUGUCAUAGUGCCUGGAUGCGUUAUCACAAGUACAUGAGGAGAAAGAAAGCUUUAUUGGCCAAGAAACUAGAGAAUGCUCAGAUUUGGCAUCAGCGUAGGGUACAGAGAAUACAUCUUGAAUAUUGGAUUGUAUCUUUUUAAAAUUCAGUCAGGAGGAUAUGUACAUUGUGUAAUACUAAAUUACACUUUCAAGAGUAUUUUGCUUUAUAGUUUUUUGGGAAACCAUCUGGCAGCUUUACUGUAAAAACCCGCAGAUAAGCCGCACCUUUUUUCAUCCGCUCUAAUGCCUGGUUACUAAGCUUCGAAUGUUCCGCUCGCGUUCUUGUCGUAGUGCUAAAACCUAUGGAAAAGCUAUGUUGAAUAAAGAAAUUCCCGUCAACAAAUACCAGAAAAAGAUGAAUCAUAUGUCAAAGUUGGUAGGAAUGAUGUUCAUUAUGUUAAAGUGCCAAAAUUGUGGGUAAGACUUUGAAGUAUUUUCCGUUACAAUGUUAAUAGUGAGUGUACGUUCGAUGAACAGUGGAUGAAGAAGACUUCUCAAUACUCGACUUUGGAUUUCUUUUGAUUUCUUUUAAAAACCUUUUUUUCCAAAAUUUUAGCUGCUAAAUUCAGGGUGCAGCUUAUCUGCGGGUUUUUACGGUAAUUUCUAUUUGCAGGAUGUCUUAUAAAAUUUGGCAUUUAGUAUUUGCAGGAUGUCUCACGAAAUUUGGCAUUUAGUAUUUCCUACAUUAUAAUAAGAAUCCUGUCAAAAAUAAAAAUCUACAGAGCCUUGGCUCUUUGAGUAUAACUUUUUUCACAUUUUAUGUUUGUACAGCUAUGAAUAAAUUUGUGCUACAUUAAAUUUCUCCUUCACUUGAUUGACACUGCCACAGGCAUGGGUUUCUGAGAGAAAGGAGAGGCAAAAUGGUUAGUAAAUUUUUCUUUUCCUUCCAGUUCCUCAGUUUUGAAACAAUAUUUUAGUUUUCAGUCUUUAAUCAUCCACGUCAAUGGGUGUCUGUAAAAUAUAUAAUGUUGAAUAUCAAACUUUACAGUCAAGAAAAUGUGUUUCACAAAUAGUUAUAGUUAACAGAUGAUUAACUCUUUAACUCCCAUGAGUCAUCAAGACAAAAAUUUUCCGUACAAUAUCAAUACAAUAUCAACCAGAAAAGUGAUGAGAAUAAAAAAAAAUAUCAAUUUGGGGAUGAUUAGUUGAUCCAAUACUAAAUUCUCUGAACUAACAUUAUAUAAGAAUUGUAUGGUUGACAGGAAGGAGAUUUACAAAUUUGAUCUGGGAGUCAAAGGGUUAACAGAUGUUCUUACUGCAUUUUGAUGUCCUCUGUGAUCAAUUACUAAACAGACCAACAGUAACAUGGAAUCUAUUUCAAUUUAUAUAAUAAGCUCAGUUAAUGCACACAUUCUAGUUGGUUCUCACUUAUGAUCUAUUGGAGGACAGACGUGUAGAUGAUGUCAUCAUUAACACUUUUUUUAAUUCUUUAUUAUAUAAAACAAAUAGAUUCCAAGUUUGCCAUGUGUCUGUUCAGUAAUAGAUCACAGAGGACGUCAAAAUGGGGUAAGAACAUCAGUGACACACUUGGCUGCGCCUCGUGUGCUACUUUUUUGUUCUUACCACAUUUUGAUGUCAUCUGUGAUCUAUUACUGAACAGACGCAUGGCAACUUGGAAUCUAUUUGUUAAUUGUUUUGUGUGAUAAAAAAGUAAAAUAUUGUUGACCCUUUAACUCCCAAGAUCUCAUUAGUAAUUCUCCUUACUGUCUGCCAUACAAUUCUUGUGAUGUUAGUUUGGAGAACUUGGUAUCGGAUCAACUAAUAAUCCCCUAAUUGAUAUUUUCCUUUUUCUCAUUACUUGUCUACCUGAUAUUGUAUUGAUAUUGGUAAGGAGAAAUUCUGUCUUGGUCACUCAUGGGAGCUAAAGGGUUAAUUGUGAUGUCAUUCAUGCAUCUGUCCUCCAAUAGAUCCUCAGUGAAAACCAAUCAAAAUAAAUUACUGUAUACCUCGGCUUAUCAUUAAAACUGUCUUCUUGAUGACCAAAUCUUUGUUUGAGGAUUGCAGUUUCUGUAUUGAUUGAAACCCUGCAUUCUUAAAUUUUGUGCAAUUAAUUUUAUUACAUUCUGUGAGAAAAAAUGAAGCUUAAUCUUUUCACUCCCUGGAGUGACCAAGACAGUUUCUCCUUAAAAAAAAAACAAUGCAAUGUCAAGAAGACAGUCAAGUGAUAAGAAUAAAGGGAAAUAUCAGUCAGGCAAUUGUUAGUUGAUCCAGUACCUUUAAUUUCAGUGAUCUCCACAAGGAUCCGCAGAGUCCUUGCAAUCUCAUUGUUGCGUGUGGUGUUUGAUGCAUGGCAUAGUGUUGCUGUGGAUGCCAGGAAGACAAAGGAGUAUUUUGAGGUGGGUAAGACAAAUAUAACAGGCUGGGGGGAAAAUUUUGUAACCAUGUAUUUUGUGACCUACAGCUGUAUGUGAAAUUAGAGGUUUCUUCAGAUAUUGUAAUCCUCAGGCUUCUGUGAAAUAUUUUGCUCCUCCACUGAGGAGGAGUUUGAAUGGGUACUAGCUGGGUGUGGGGAAAGCUUGACAACUAGCACAGGGGGGUGGGGGUGGGGGUGGGGGUUGUUAAUCCCUGAGAUGUACCAAUAUGCCUCACAGUAGAGGAAGAAAUACCACAAGUUUCUUGUUUACAAAAAAAAAAAAAACAACAACUACAAAAAAACAGGGUAAGCUUUGAUAGUAGAGACAACUCUAGGAGGGGAAAAUGUCCUGUUAGACAGUGGGAACUAUUUUUAAUACACAAGUGUGAUUUUGAGUGUUCUUGGUCUAAUAAACUAGCUCACUGCUUUGCAUAUUUUUUUCUGAAAAUAUUCAGCGGAUUGAAAGAGGAGAGAUCAUUGACUCAGGGUAUGAAGGAUUCUUCCGUGUCAGAGCAGACGGAAAAGAUGAAAUUUCAUCCCUACCAAGACAUGCAGCGUUAAGGGUAAGUGUAGCUUUGAAAGGGUGUGAAAUUUUUAGAUCCAUUUUUUUUAUUUGCUUUCCUUUCAUCUCAGGUCAAUAGAUUUGAGGAAAGGUAAGUUAAAGAGGCAUUUUAUAAGUUUUGCUAGCUGCUGUAGUAAGGAAAACUUUUAUCAGUUUGUGAAAUUACAAAGCGGUAGAAGUUUCUUGACUUUUUUUAACAGAAAAAUCAGGUUCAUUUACAUGUAAUACAAACUUGUCAAUCCAGAUUUUAAUAUUUGAUUGUCAUACGAUUUAAAUCGUUUAUUAAUACGUGUUUCUGUUUUCAGAUUUUCAGUUACCUAAGCGUGGGUGACUUGGGACGUUGUGCUCGGGUCUGUAGAAGCUGGAAGGUGUUGAUUCAAGCCAACAUACUCUGGAGUAAGGUUGAUUUCUCCAUAGUGAAACACAUGUAAGUCACAAUUGUGGGGGUGGGGUGGGACAGGGGGAGGGCUGUAGCAUCCCCUCCCCCCCCUGUUUUAAAUGGAAUUGGAAGAAAAUGGAACUGUUCUGAUUCUUCCGUCUCCGAUUUCGUCGCGCUAAUUAAGAGGUCAGAAGCGCUCUUUUAACCACAAUUCCUAAUCCAUCACCUGUGAAAACCAGCCUUUUAGCAUAUUUCAUGUUCUCCAAACUUCCUGGCUCUGGUGAGGGGCUAACGCACGAAACAUCAUCUUUGGGACCUUUCCUUCAUGUUUACUUAUGUUAUUCAUUGCCACAAAACAUAAGUGAGAAUUUACAAUGGGAUAGUUACAGAAGAAUUAUGAUACUACUUUUAUUUACGAACUGUCAAUAACUAUAAAAGAUAAGUAUCUCUACAACUAUAACAUUAUCAACCCAGUUGCUAAAUAAACAAUAGCCUUUAGUUAGCGCCAAAAUAAGAGCGAGUAUUUGUCCGCGGACAUUAUCGGUUCCAAGAUGUGAACAGUUUUCCGAGAGCAAAGCUCGAUGAAAACUGUGAGCUUCGAGGAACAGAUUAUUUUUCCAAGGACAAAUAUAUAUUUUAUCGCGCCAAAGGGAGGCUAUUGUGUUUAUCAUCCUUCAAAUAUUUUACAACACUCGUGAAAAAAUCUUUACAAAUAGCUUACUGUUUGCUGCUUGAAAUAUGUAUAUUUUUAAGUUUUCUCUCGUACGCCUUUAUGAGGAAACAAAUAUUUCCCUUCUUCUGUAACAACCACAUAACGCUCUCUCAUCUUGAAUUAAAUCUUCGUAGUUGGCGAAAGGUUUGAAAAUUGGGGGAUAUCACUUGGAUGAUAUCCUCGGAUAUCCCACAGUUUUAGCAAAGGAAUGUUCGGUCACGUCAUUCGUUUAGACCAAUUGCGCGCGAGCAAAAAAUAUUUGAUGGAUCAUAAAACCAAAUUAUGACGUAUGUACCAAUUGUUUACCAGAUAUUUUCUUUUUUUCUUUCAGUGCAACAAAUAAAGUAGCAGCCAACGUUAUCCACAAGUGCCGUCCAUUUCUGGGGCAUUUGAAUCUUCGCGGAUGUUACAAUUUAUCGAGUGAAAGCAUCAAACUUACUGGUAAGGCUGUAUAUGCUUGAAGUAAUUUUUUGAAAAUUAUAUUUUACGUUAUUUCUAACAGCGCAUCACUGUUGUUAUGGAAGGAAAUAUUUCUUUUGUUUUUACCUUCAGCUCAGUGCAGAAAUCUGCAAGAUCUUAACUUGUCAGAAUGCUCAGGGGUUACGGUAAGUUCUAAUAAUUCUAAUGAUUAUAAUGACAAUUGCUAUGAUUUAAAUUGUUAUCAUCAUUUUUUUUGUAUCGUUUUAAUGAUUUGUCACUGAAAUCCUGACACAAAGUUGUCCAGAAAGUUCUAUUCUUUCAGAGGAAGGCGAGAUGGUAGUCACUACUUUCUUUACAUUAAAAAAUCGAACUUUUUUUGACGUCGUUUUGGACAGGCAUUUUCUCUAGGGGUGUAUCACAUCAAGUGAAGGUUUUCCUCGCUAUCUGGAGCUAUAGUUCAGUUUUUAGAUAAGGAGUCGGAUGUAAUCCGGUGUAGCAUUGGAGUUAUAUCACGAAGCUCUAUGAUUGGCUUAGAAAACUGGCGCCACUUUCUGCGCCAAUUAGAUGCAAAACUAAAAACGAUCACCUCGUGGUAACCCGUUAUUUCCCGCGCCGCGGGCAGUUUACUUGUUUUUGCUUCGGGUUUUAAUUAGCUCGUUGCGAUAUAUUUCUUUGUUGUGAUCGGUUCUGUGAUUGCUUUGGUUUAAUUUACGACACUACCGAAUUGUGCUCUACAGAGAAAUUUCUAACCAGUCAAGUGCAAAUCUACAACCAAUCCCCUUGCGACUAAGUCACUCACGUUUUCCCGCGCUUCAGUUCGGCCACAUAAUAUACUUUUGAGCUCUCAUGGGUUCUUUGUGACCUUUUCUGUCCUGACUGGCCUUUGUAAUUAUCAUGCGAUUAGUACUAGUAUAGGUAAUAACACGAUUUCGAGUGCAAUUUGGUGUUAAUAAGCACGAGUAAAUUUUUCAAAGACAACAAAAUUGUACUUUGAAAAAUUUCCAAGUGCGAGAAAUCAUGUUGUUACUUGUUAAUAAUGUAUAUGAAGAAACGUCACAGAGAGUCAAGACAGACGUAAAUUUUGACAGCGCGCGCGCUGUUUGUAAUUUGCACUCGUGUUAUAUGAGAAUGCACCAGUUUCAGCCAAUCAGACACGCGUGAUUAUUUCAUGUACAUUAUUGCGGUAGUUAGUCGAAUGGCGCACUAACUGUGUUUUCUUUGUUGUAGGAUGAAACAGUCAAGAGUGUUGCCAUGGGUUGCACUGCUUUACUCUAUCUGAACUUGGCCAGAACGCCUGUUUCUGAUGCGUCCCUCAGAUAUCUUGGAAGGUUAGUUUUCCACAAAAUGUUUCCUUCAGUUUCUGAAUAGUGGUUGAGACAUUUAGGGUAGGCUGAAAGAACAUUUAAUCAUUGUUCAGAAAAACCUUCGUUUUAAACCAUAUUAAAUUUAGUCAUGUCAUUCAUUUUUUAUGGCGGCAUGACUGAGCCCUUCUCAUGUCCCAAGGGUGCAUUUUGACCAAGACAGAAUUUCUCCUCACAACAUCAAUGCAAUAUCAAAGAGACAAGUGAUGAGAAUAAAGAAAGACAUCAAUUAGGGGAUUAUUAAUUGAUCCAAUUCCAAAUUCUCCAAACUAACAUCUUGAGAAUUGUAUGGCGGAUUGUAAGGAGAAUUACUAAUCAGAUCUUGGGAGUGAGAGGAUUAAGCGUUUUCACCUUCACCUUUCAAAUUUAUCAGUCUACUGUGAGCAGAAAAGGGGAGAGUUUUGUUGCGUUCGCGCAGGAAACGUUGUCUUCAAGAUCCAUAGGCUUAUUUGGGAUGGCUUCACUUGCAAGCUCUGACGAAAGGCCUACGCUCGAAACGUCAGCUUUGAAACUAUUUACGGUGGUCAAUUUACGUUAUCAACUCGUUGAUAAUACUAAAUUACCCUGCUAUACUCUCCCACUGACGCAGCACGACAGUUACUUUAGAAACUUUCCCCCUUUAUUGAUUUGUGUAAACGUUAUAUGCACCUUUUCCUUGUGCUUGUUUAGAUACUGUUCAAACAUGCUGUACCUGAGCCUGGCUUUCUGCACAAAGUUUACUAAUAAAGGUCUUAGUUACAUGGCGAAUGGUAAAGGAUGUCACAAGAUUGUUCAUCUUGAUUUGUCAGGAUGUGAGCAGGUUAGAGCUCCAUUAACUUCUAUUAUUAUACAUUCAACUCACUAUCUCUUUUCUGAUUCGCUAAAAGCGUUCAGCGAAUUUUCGAAAUCAGCGCCUGGGACGUCAUCUAGCUGCAGAUUAAAUAACAAUCAUGUCAAGGACACCCAAGGUCACGGGUAAUUGUGUCAUGUAAGACAACGGUGCAUGAUUCUAAAGGUAAUCAUGUCAAGUUCGCGCGCUUUGUGUUGCUUGCUGAUUUGUAUAUUUUUACACGUUUAGAAUUAAUUAUUAGUUCAACGUACUGUCCUGACCUUUUUGUUUUUUCGUUCAAUGUAUAGUAAAAUAAUUAUUAGACUCAGUUUUAUAGUGAUAUCCAGAAUAAUCAAGGUCUCGGUAGGGUUUAUCAGUCUCAACCUUCGGCUUCGGUAGCCUACAUGUAGCCGUACCCUCCCCCCCCCCCCAAAGGGUGAAACGGAAGCGAGGUUUUCGUAGACGUUCCCUCGCUUCCGUUUCAUCUUAGGAAGCGAAGGAGAGGAGGGGGGACGUCAUCUGUGAUCUAUUGCUGAACAGACGCGCGGCAACAUGGAAUCUAUUUGCUUACAAUGUCAACCUUUUAAACCCUAAGAGUGAUUUGUAUCAAAUUUCUCCUUCCAAUAUCACCCCUGAGUCGCACGAUAAGGUCAUGAGAACAAAGGAAAUGAUCACAAACGAAAGAAGGUUUUGAUUGGCAAACAAAUUCUCCUUAUCAGCACCCUAGGAAAUGUAUACAGAGCAGUAUGGAGAAUAUGCAUACUGAUGUUAGGGUGUAAAGGGUUAGGUCGCAUUAGCCAUGAAUUUAAGCUGCAUCAGCUUUCAUAAUUGAUAUUUAAAUGACCAUGUGUGGUACUGUAUCUUCCUGUGGCAGUACAUCCAUGAUUUACACAGUGAAGGUAUUGAAUGACGGAAAAACCAAACAAAUUGCUAACGAUGCUUACUAUCUGCCCAUAAUGGUUUUUUUGUUUGUUUGGGUUUGGUUUUUUGUUUUAACUAGACUUAAAUAUAAAAAGGGUAAGUGCGAAAUCAGUGAAGGAAAAAUGACAAAAGAUAGUUGAACAUUUAAACCCUCUAAAAGUGAUCAGCAUCUAACUUCUCCUUACAAUAUCAUCCCUGAAUCAAAAAUUAAGGUCACGAGAAUGGAGGAGAUGAUCACCCAACCAAAGAAGCUCUUGAUUCUUAAACAAAUUCUCCUGGUCAGCACCUUAGGAAUGUGUAGAGAACAGUAUGGAGAAUAUACAUACCAAUAUUAGGGCGUAAAGGAUUUAGUGUCUGGUUUCCUAGUUGUACUUACCCCUGCCGUCCAGAACCCAAGAAUCUCGAAGGUUUUUAAAACCUUCAAGGUUCUGGGGUUAUAUGGCUUGGGUACAAACACUACUACCAAGAUCCAAUGAGAAAUUUUUCCUUUUCAGCUGCUAAAUAUUACUUAGUUAACCAAUUAGCACAAUAGUUGUAAACGAUAUGAUAGAUCAAAAAUAAAAUGUAUUGAUCGAAAUUUUUACCACGGUCAACUCUCACCUUCCGGAGACUUCGCCAUUAACCCUUUAAGAUCCUAGUUUCUCCCCACAUCGCACUUUAAGGCCAGGAGAGUAAAGGAUAUGAUCACUAACUAAAGAAGGUCAUGAUUGUUACCCAAAUUCUCCUUGUCAGCACCAUACGAAAUCUAUUGUGAAAAGUAUGGAGAAUAUGCAUACUGAUGUUAGGUUGUAAAGGAUUAUGGGCAGAAGCUAAAUGUGGGGCUUAAACUAUAGACGAAUGUUUAGAAACAACUAUUACAGAUAUGCGAACACUUUAUGAGCUUCAAAACUAACCUUUUCAUUGUUUUACUCAAACAGUUUGUACCUAUGUAAUUACGCUCUCUGUGGUCUUGGAAUGUUCCCAUUUUCGCCGCAUUUUUUCUCAUACUGUAGUAAUUUAUCUAAGCUUUUUGACUCUGCUAUUCAUUAAAAGAAUCUGGAGGUCUUAAACACGUAAACAAGUUAUAUAAAUCUACGGACGUUCUAUCGCUUGUGGUGCAAACUUAUUGCCCUCUCGCCUUGGCAUUUUUUAAUUACAGACAGUGUACUGCGAGAAGGCUGACGGUGUGCGGUUGUAAACAAAAUAAAAUGAAAACAUCGAUCUGCCUUGUUGCUAAUUUUUGAACCGCUUGUACAUUGCAACUAAAAAAAUUAUUUUAUUCUUUCUCAAUUUCUAUCGCGUGAAAGUGGAUUCGAGCUUCGCUUUCGUCAACUAUCACGCGACAGAAAUCUGGAAUCUCGAAUGAAAAUCCAAUUACUCAAUACUCAAUACGUUGUACGUCAUUUUUUAUAACCAAAAACUGGAUCAUUUUUAACACCUUACCUCUUACGAACCCUCGAGAUCGAAAACUCAGCGACACUGUGAUUUCUGGCAAUUUGAUUAUGCAUCUUACGAUAGAAAAGUAUGUGACUUAAUAAACAAGUCACGAUUUACAUCUUUGCCGAUUAAAAUUGCACGUUUGCCUCAGAGUCGGUGUAUGGGCGAUGUCGUGGGAGCUUUGUCAACAAUUGUAAAACCCAAAUUUUUCAAGUGAUCCCUGCGAGAUUUCUCCAUUUUCAUCGUUACUAAGAGCACCUAACGGCAUUUGCAAAGGUGUGUGGUGUUACGAUAGAUGGCAGAAAGCGCCUGCAAAUCCACUAAGAAUUCUUUCUAAUUUUGUUCAAAAUAAUUUCAGAUAACAGAGGAAGGCUACAAAUAUAUUUCCAUGGGUUGUGGUACUUUGACAACGAUUAUUUUGAAUCAGCUGCCAGGAUUGAGGGACGAGUGUAUACAGGUAUUUAAACUGAACGUUACUUGUGCACACGAUUCAAAUCUUUUUUUUGAUAUGUACAAAACUGUCUUCAUUUCUUUCGCAUAUUGAAGGCAUUGACAUCCGAAUGUCGCACAUUGAAGAACGUUUCGAUCAUGAACUCGCCAUUCUUAUCGGAUGCUGCAUUCAAAUGCCUGGCAUCGUGUAAGAAACUUAACAAGAUUAGAGUCGAAGGUGAGUUCAAUUUAUCAUUCAGGGAAUCAUUUCAUUUAGAGAAAUUUCUAAUUGAGUACGCAUAACAAUCCAGAAUAGCAUUGACAUUCAGUGUUCUAUCUCUUUGACGAAGGGCUAACGCUCGAAACGUCAGCCUUUAAACUCUUUACUAAAUUGUCCAGGAUUACUUUUCUUCGUUCAGUGAUUGGUCAAGAAAAAUUGCGUCACCAUCUAAUCCAAGCAGAUGCAAGACUAAACACCGAAUGCGACUUGGUCAGUCGCGUUUUCCCGCGCUUCAGUCUGCUUGUUUUUACUUUGAGCUACGAAUAAGUGAUCACACUCGUCAAUCAAAGUUAAAGGGGAAUAAGGAGCCAAUGGGAAACUCCGAAUAAAAGCGCGGGAAUACGCGAGUGACCAGCCGAUGUGAUUGGCUGUAGUUUUGCGUCUGAUUGGUUGAGAGGAUGAUAUCAGUUUUCUGGACCAAUCAAAGGGCGAAGUAAAGUAAACAAAGCAGUCCUAUAUCUCAUUCGACUCAGAAUCCAUUUUCACAUCCUUUGUCUUUUUUUUUGUCUUUUUUUUUUCCAAGGAAACAAUCGUCUCACUGAUGCAUCAGUUAAAGUGUUGGCCAGAAGCUGUCCUCUGCUUGAACACGUGUACCUUGUGGACUGCCCCAGAAUGACUGAUCUGGCUCUUAAGGCAUUAGCUACUUCCAAGCAUCUUCAUGUGGUCAAUGUCGCUGAUUGCGUUCGGUAAGAAACUACAACUGUAUGAAAUGUUCUGUAAAAAAUACCUUUUUUAUAGAUGGAAAGUAAGAAAGAGUAUGAAUUUUGUUUUAAGGCUUACUCGUGAGCGCUUCGGCACAAGCGUCUCCUUGCUCGCAGGAAAGUAGGAGUCCUGGAAUGAGGUGAGCCGGCUAAAGACCAACAAGGGGCCUGGCACUGUUUACCAGACCCCUGGCAAGCCUCCCCCGAGUCCUCUUAACUCUGCCCGCGGGCGGAGAAACGCGCGUCCUGCGGUGCUCAUAAUAAGGGCAUGCACGAAGGCUAGAAGCUAUGGAUUGUCCUCCCUUUUCUGUCUUUGCUAUUUUUUAAAUCUCUUUUUGUUGAUCAUUUUUUGUUUUCUUGUUUACACCGCUCGUGACGUUACAGGUUCCGAAACCGAAGAUGAAUCUUUUCUGAUAUUUUAACGGUUAUUUGUUUCACUGGUAGAAGUUUCCUUAAACUCCUACGAAUGACCGAGACAGAAUAUCUCCUUACAAUAUCAAUACAAAUAUCAAGUAAACAAGGGAUUAGAGGAAAGAAAAAUGUCAAUUAGGGGAUUAUUAGUUGAUCCUGUAACAAAUUCUCAGAACUAACAUUAUAAGAAUUGAAAGAUGAUGUUAUUCUGUGAAUGACACAAGCAUACUCGGAGAAAAAGACGGAACUCCGAGUGCUCCCGUAAGAAGCCGAACUUACGAUCUUCCGAUUACUACUUCAAAUGCUCUACCACUGAGCAAUAAGAGACUGGUGACAAGCUAGGCGGUAUAACUAGGUCCAUAAAGACAAACUUCCGGCAUACUGCUAGAAUAGGAUUUUCGAAUGUGGUGCUUUUACGCAGUGACGAUGAAAAUGAAGAUGGUAAAUGUUGAGCCUCGUUAUUUAAGUGAGAGAUGAUGUAUUCGGUAAAAGAAUUGUAUGGCAGACAGCAAGGGAAAUUACUCAUAAGAGCAAGGAAGUUUUGUAUGCUCCAUUGGUGGUGUUGUUGGUUGCGUUGCUUGUAAAGCUCUCCAACUGGAGUUUUGUGGUUCUCACUUUGCUGUUCAUAUUUCAUCAGGAUACAAGACACAGGAGUGAGGCAGAUCGUCGAGGGCGCGUCAGGCGCUAAGCUGAAAGAGUUGAAUCUAACGAACUGCGUGCGAGUCAGUGACGUCACGUUGUUAAGAAUCGCGCAAAGGUAAGGGUGAAGUAUUCAGAAUUAAUUUCCAGUUGUCAACAUGGUGUGUAACUCGUAUCUCCGUGGUAGCAGAAAGAAAGUUUUCGAUUUGAAUUAUUGAAGGUCAGUUCUGAAAACUGAGUCGUCAACAUGGAAAUAAUUCUAUUUCCUUUGAAAUCAUGUGAAAUCAGUUAUUAUAACGUUUAAAUAUCAAACGUUCUGUAUCUUCAUACUAGUUAACUUGCCCAAAACGUUUAUAUGAUACCUAUUUUCCAUUAAUUUCUAGGUGUCACAAUCUUGUGUAUGCCAGUUUUUGCUAUUGCGAGCACGUGACGGACGCCGGGGUAGAAUUGCUGGGUACCCUCCCCUCCCUCAUGUCACUGGAUUUGUCCGGGUGUAACAUUCAGGACCAAGGUGUGGCAGCACUUGGUAACAACCCGCGCUUCCGGGACAUCACGCUUGCUGAAUGUCCAAAUAUCACUGACCUGGGUCUGCAGGUGCGUACAGAGAACCUCAGAGAAUCGGUUAGUCAGUCAGCCAGCCAGCAAGUUAGUCACUCACUCAUCUACUCAGACAAUCAGUUUAUCAGUGAGUCGCACGGUUGGUUUGUUGGUCAGUCAGUCAGUCAUUCAUUCCUUCAGUCGGUCGUUCGGUCAGUCAGUGAUUCAGUCAGCCAUAAAUCAGUGAGUCAGUCAGUCUUGCGGCCUUUCGCUUGUUUAAACGCCUCAAAUAACAGAAUUUAAAUGUCUCCUUUUUUUUGCAGAAAAUGUGUCAGCAGUGUCGACAAUUGGAGAACUUCGAUGUUUCCCAUUGCAAGGUACAAAGGGCAUAUCACGAACUUUUGAAUAACUAGCUGGUAGCCACUCUCAUUGAAAAAGUUAUUGUGGACGCCGUGAUUGACGUACGUUUCUCUUCCAUUAGGGUUUAACUGAUAACGCCAUCAAGAACCUCGCCUUCUGCUGUCGAUUACUUCGCACGCUGAACCUCGCCGGCUGUAACAAGGUAGAAGAGCAAAGGAUUUUUUAUUAAAAGCCAGUUACUGUCGGUCUACAGCUGUCUAUAAAACCUCUCACCGCCGCUGUUUCGCCUGCAUGCAGGCUCUUGAGUUUAGGUUCCGCCUUACGGCCCUUUUCAGGGCAAAAGGGCCCAUUACACCACCGACAGCCGCUUAUGGAAUAAUUUAUUGAAACCCCUUGAAGAGAAUGCAAAACCGAAGAUAACCUUACUGUUCCUAAUGAGAAAAUUGAUUUCAGGCUGAAUUCUUUGUUCAAGCAAAGCGUUUGACUUAUCUAUUUUUCACCUUUUUUACAGUUAACAGAUUCAAGCCUUCAAUAUUUAUCAGGUGUUUGCCAUUAUAUUGAGGCGCUAGAUCUAUCUGGCUGUGUUCAUAUAACGUAAGUGCACACAAGAAAACCAUUAGUGGUAACAUAACAAUUUGGAUAUUCACAAAUGGCUGUCAGCCAUGUGAUGUCUAAACGGAUGUCUCAACAGUUUAGUUGAGCGGUUGAAGUUUCGGCUCCUAGUGAAAUUUUCUUCUGUUCUGAUCAGCCAUUGAGAUAAGUUUUUUGGUGUGUUGACAAGUGUUGUGCGAUGCGUCGCGGACAGUUACGAAUCUUGAUUUUUAUUACGAAAUUCUUCAGUUCAGUAUUACAUUUGAAUGGUAAUCCUUGUAGUUUAAACUACGUACAUCGGUUGCUUUAAAUUUUAUAUCCUUGACGGUUGUUACGGAUCGUCUUUCGAUGUAUCUGUAUUUCGAGUAUAGUGCCCCUUAACCCCCUAAGAUUGACUGGUAUCUAAUUUCUCCUUACAGUCUCAUCCCUGAAUCAAACAUUAAAACAAAGAGAAUAAAGAUAUGAUCGCCAAUUUAAGAAGCUCUUGAUUGUUAAACAAAUUCCUUGGUCAGCACAAGACGAAAUGUAGAGAUCAGUAUGGAGAAUUUGCCUACUGAUGUUAGGGUGUGCAGGUUUAACACCUAUUUUAAAACUAUUCUACUCUUUACGGAAGCGAUGCAGGUCGUAACAAGACUUGUUUUGGUUUCAGAGACAAAUCUUUACGGUACUUGAGGAAAGGAUGCAAGAGAUUGUCCUCUUUGACGAUACUCUACUGUAGAAAUGUUUCAAAGUAAGUUAAGUAUCUUCCAGUUUAUCGAUAUUGCUUUUCAGGUCUUUUAAGAUUGUCGAGGGAGAUAACGAGCGGUCCCUCCUUUGUGGCGAAGUUCGUCAUGCGAGUUAAAAAAAAACAAAAGAAAUCGAAUCUUUGGUAAUGAAGUGUACGAGAAGUAACUACUUUUCUGGCACCUCACUCCCAAAGUUCCGCGUGGUAAAUUUUUUCCUCCUAACUUUUACGGCUAGUGUGAACUGUUUGUUGUCUAGAUUGCAAAGUAGAUAACAAACUGAUAACACCGCUGCAACAUGCCUCGUCUCGUUAUCGCGUUUCUGCGCUUCAACAGAUAUCCUCGCCUGUGGCUACACCUUGUCCUGCGCUUUAUGUGUCGUUACGACAUGCGCAGUUUGUAAGGGCACCAUGAAUGCUUUAAAAACCUUCCUUUUUAUGCUUUUAGAAGUUCUUGAAUCUCACUGGCAGCUGUAAGUGCACUAAUCGCUUAUAACGCGCGAUUUGUGGCGUCGAUUACUUCGUUUCCGUUUCCCAACGAUUUAUGAACUUCCAAAAAUGACGGAAUUCAGUUCAUUUACGAAGUCAUUUUGGUAAUCAAUACCGAGUGUCCAGCUUAAAUACUUAAGAGGAUAAAGACGUCAGAUUCUUGUUUAAACAGGUGACUGAGUAGAACGAAAAAUCAAAAUCUGUACUUACCUAGCGAGGACGAUACUUUAUUUUGUUUGGCAUGAAGCACGUAUGAAGAAUAGAUUCAAAAAUUUUCCGGGGUAGGAUGAUUCCACCCCCCUCACCCCUGCUACAAACUCGCGUCCUUAGUGCUCGUUUUCAAGCCCCCGUUCCCCCCCCCCUCCCCCGGUUGAAAAUAGGCCCUGCCGUUCCUGUAUCUGUUGAGUACUAUUUGAAUUUCUCGUUAAUUCUACAGCUAGUGUGUGCAAUCCUUUUCCUUUAAAUCAUUCAUUUCAUUUCUUAACCCAUGCAUUGUUUGUGCUCCAAAGUUGACAUAUUCUAAAUCUUUUGUAGGUCUUCUGUUCAGAAGCUUCAAACCAAAUGCGAACACGUGCUCCACAGUUCUGACGAUCCAUCGCCAGCUCUAGGAUAUUAGCUGACUACUCACACAGAUGGCUUAAGUCCGUUAGAGGUCCAUGGGAAUGUGUACUAUUAAGAGUCCAUUCCAUACUCUCAUGUUGUUUCAACAGGAAGAUAGAGUUGAAAAUUUCAUCGUUCUAAUUGCCUCGUUGAAACGGUGCUUUAGAUAUGGUUGUACAUAGGUUUACAAGAAAUACAAUUUCUUAUGUUUCAAAAUUCACAACUUUGUUUCAGUAAAGAAAGUUGAAAUUUAUUUCAAGAAUGUAAAAAAGAAUUCAAUAAAAUACUAUGC